AUGGGACGAUGGUUCUGGUCUGGUAUACUAUUGUCAUGCUGCUUCGGCGCCAGCUCGGUGCUGCAGUCGGCUCUCAAGCUAUUCUCAUCAGGCGUUGCCUCCUACUCCGUGGAGACCAACUACUUGCACUGGGACACUCCAUUCCCCGCUGUGACGAUUUGCGAAAACGAAAACAACAGGGUUAAUGUGUAUUUAAAGGAGCAUAAGAAAUCAUCCGCAUUAGUGCCAUUUUACAAAGACGUCGCGUACUGGAACGUUAAAUACUGCAAAGUGUGUGACGUCUGCAAGAUCAACGUCUCGUGCGAAGAAGACUUUCUUCACACGGUGAAGGAGAUCAGACUUCCGUGUCCAGAAUUGCUUACUGACUGCUGGUGGGGCGGCAAGCAUUACAGAUGUUGUGAUAUAUUUCAUCCGAUAGCAACAGAAUUCGGUGAAUGCUUCGUAUUCAAUUCUGCACUCCUUGGCAAUACAAGUAUAUUUACUGUGAAUAGAAGAAUUGGUCUGCCUGAUUUACUUUUCACGGCAAUCAAUGUGGUGGACGUGACAGUUCACGCUCCUGACGACAUGGUUUCCGUAGCAAUGGAGAACAUCUUUGGUCGUGGUACCAUACCGCUUGUGACGGAGUUUGAAGCUGUUUUAAAGGUGGAGCAAACAGUCAACGACGCAUCAGUGAUGUCGCUGCCGACAUCCAUGCGAGGCUGUCUGUUCAAGGAGGAGCGGCCUUCGCUGCCCAGCUGGCCCUUCGAGGAGUACACCUACAGUGCCUGCCUCCUCUACUGCAGGGUGUUGGCGCAGACCAGCGCUUGCAACUGUACGCAUCACUUCUUGUCCAACAUGCUAGGAACACCAUCAUGCAACAUACAGGGACUAGUCUGUCUGUACCGAAACAAAGAUGCAAUAGUGAAGUACCAAUGCAACUGUCCUAUGGCUUGCGAUGACACCCAAUACAAGGCUGUUCAUAUAUUCUUUAAUCGCGUGAAUAAAUCACCCGAGCUGAUGAAACGGGGGUCUCGGGCGAAGAUCCGCUUCUCGAACCUUCCAUCCUUGAGAGUACGACGGUUGGCUAUCAAAGACCCGCUCGGCCUUGUUGUGGACAUAGGUGGAGUGGGGGGAGUUUUCUUUGGCGCCUCCCUCCUCAGUGUCAUCGAGUUACUCUACCUUUGGUUCAUACGAAGAAACUGAAGUUCUUGAUUUUAAUCUCACCAAAUCUUUAUUAAAGCUC
Bicyclus anynana (squinting bush brown) is the source of this 1222-nucleotide messenger RNA. Its product is annotated as sodium channel protein Nach-like. Bases 1 to 1182 code for a protein of 393 amino acids. The transcript is spliced from 10 exons. Gene Ontology annotation, biological process: sodium ion transmembrane transport. Gene Ontology annotation, molecular function: ligand-gated sodium channel activity. The record is from RefSeq and is a predicted model, not a curated record. Gene Ontology annotation, cellular component: membrane. Lineage: Eukaryota; Metazoa; Arthropoda; Insecta; Lepidoptera; Nymphalidae.